AUGCGUGACGGUAGCCUAAGCUACAAGAGGUUUUGUAUCGAAGCAGAACUGCUACAGAAGAGAUCACAUGAGAUAGCGAGUAGACAACAAGUGGGAGAUGAAAGGUGUAUUGCCACGUGGGAGUGUCGAUAUGGUAAACGACAGCACUUGGAUGGAAAUUUAUAUCUCGUUUCAAGUGGAAAUACUCGACUAUAUCGGUCAACGAAGGAUAAUGAGAGUGUAAGGAUUGAUAUAAAGAGAGGUCAAGAUAUUGAUGAACUGUUGCAGAUUGGAGAGUACAACUGGACGAGCGGCGAUAACGAUCAGACAACGUUGCAGCCUCAAGAAGUCGAGACUGCACUGCUUGAAUUCCACAUUGUCUACCACACCAUCUAUCAGACACCGGUGUUGUACUUUCGCGCAUCAGCUGUCGACGGAAGGCCAUUGCCGUCCGAAGAUGUCACUCACGAUGUCGCGUUUCCUGGCUCGAAUGGCCGAUCUAUGUUGAUUGCCAUGGAAGAGCACCCGGUCCUGGGCAAGCCGUUUUCAUUUCUGCAUCCAUGUGAAACUGCUGCUGCCAUGCAACUACUUCAAGCUCAAAAAACCAAGACUGAUAGCAGUACAAAGAGUUUAUCGGAGAUGGAAGUGGAAGUGCCUGGGUAUCUUUUGAGUUGGCUUAGCUUGGUACAACCUAUGACAUGCAUUUCACCACUUGAGUAUAAAUCUGUAUAA
Peronospora belbahrii is the source of this 711-nucleotide messenger RNA. The record is from the annotation of a GenBank genome assembly. Lineage: Eukaryota; Oomycota; Peronosporomycetes; Peronosporales; Peronosporaceae.